Akanthomyces muscarius is the source of this 1359-nucleotide messenger RNA. RefSeq lists its product as uncharacterized. The transcript has a single exon. Bases 1 to 1359 code for a protein of 452 amino acids. Gene Ontology annotation, molecular function: FAD binding. NCBI's taxonomy places the organism in Eukaryota, Fungi, Ascomycota, Sordariomycetes, Hypocreales, Cordycipitaceae. The record is from RefSeq and is a predicted model, not a curated record.
AUGACACUCCGCGUCCUCAUCAUCGGCGCUGGCACCGGCGGCCUCGCCCUGGCGCACUUAUUGAAAAAGUCCAACACCAAUGUUUCUUUUGCCGUCUUUGAGCGCGACCGCACGCGCAGCGACGGCCUGCAGGGGUAUCGCGUGGGCAUAUCGCCCGAAGGUGCGCGCAGCCUCGCCGCCUGCAUCCCGCCGGAGCUCUUCACCAUCUUCCAGCAGACGGCCGCCGCGACGCCCGACUACUUCAACAUGCUCACCGAGCAGCUCGACGAGCUGAUCAGCAUCGACGGCUUCAGCCGCGCCUCGGCCGACGGCGUGGCGGCCGAGUACUCGGUGAGCCGCAUGACGCUCCGGCAGCUGCUCCUCACCGGGCUGGAGGACCAUGUGCAGUUUGAUAAGCACUUUUCGCACUAUGCGCAGAAUGAAGAAGACGGCACCGUCACAGCGCAUUUCAAAGACGGUAGCUCCGAGAUUGGAGAUAUGCUUGUCGGGGCUGAAGGCACCAAUUCGCCCACGAGGAAGCAAUACCUACCCCAUGCCGUGAUUAAAGAAUCCGGCCUGUAUGGACUCGGCACCAAGGCGCCGCUCAACGAAGAGACGAGAGCGCUGCUGACGCCGCAGAUGCUGCGCGGCGUGACCAUGGUGCAGGCGCCCCGUGGCGACAGCACCAUCAUCCACGUCAUGGAAUUUCCGUGGGACGACGCGCACAAGCCCACGGCCAGCAGCAUCGGCGGCACCGACGCAGCGCUGCUCCGCGCCUGGCCCGGCGCGCACUUUGACAACACGCGCGACUACAUCCUGCUCGGCUUCGGCGCGCACGGCGACCGCGUCCCGGCCGGCAUCACGACCAUGGACGGCGAUGCGAUCCACGCCUUUUUACUUCAGCAGACGGCCUCGUGGCAUCCGCAUCUGAAGCGGCUGUUUGCGCUGUCGGACCCGAGCACGAGCUUUGCGCUGAAUAUCCGCACCACGGAGCGGCUCGCGCCGUGGACGAGCACGAAUGUCACGCUCCUUGGCGACGCGAUCCACACCAUGACGCCUGGUCUCGGCGUCGGCGCCAACACGGCCCUGCUGGACGCCCGCAUCCUUGGCGAUCAUCUGGUGCGCGUCGCCAAGGACGAGCUUGGCAUCGUGGAUGCGAUCGCAAAUUACGAGGGGCAGAUGCACUCGUAUGCAUGGGAGCGGGUCGAAAAGUCGCUCGAGAGGUUUAACAAAGACGAUGCGAUUUACAAGCCAGGAGUUACGGGCUGGCUCGCUAUGAUGGCCAUGCGUGGCGGAUUGAGACUGGUGAAUGCCAUUCCGCCUCUAAAGAGAAAAAUGGCGGCACAGAUGAAUCGUCAACGGGGGCAGACGGAGGAGUGA